Molecule: messenger RNA, 615 nt
Organism: Kazachstania africana CBS 2517
Lineage: Eukaryota; Fungi; Ascomycota; Saccharomycetes; Saccharomycetales; Saccharomycetaceae
Gene: RFU1
Product: Rfu1p
Exons: 1
Coding region: 1-615 (204 amino acids)
Biological process (GO): protein K63-linked deubiquitination
Cellular component (GO): endosome; membrane
Source: RefSeq, a predicted model, not a curated record
AUGAAAUCGAGUGUGCAAUUGAUUCAGGAGGCCCAAAAUUAUAGGUACAACCCAUCAAUUCCACUAAGAAUAUAUUUAAAGACAUGCAUUGGAUUAUUGGAUAAAGCACAAUUAAAUUUUCAAAAUAAUGACAAUUCAAUGGCUUUCAUGUUUUAUUACAGAUACAUGGAUUUGGUCACUAAUAAAUUAUCUACGCAUCAAGAAUAUAUGAGUUCAGUAGACUCUCUACAUAGGAGAGAGUAUUUACAAUUGAUUAAAUUGGAAGUUCCAUGUGUAUUAAAGAUUAUUGAAGAUUUACAAGAGACAAUUGAUGAUAAUUACAAGAAACAUGAAUUGUCUUUAGCGAAGAACAUUGCCAAAGCUAAGCCAACCCAACUUACACAUCAAACAACCUAUGAAACACUACCGUCAACAUUCAAUGAAAGAAGAUUCAACCAAUCUUUGAAUUUUCUACAUAGUCAAACAACGUUUAAUAAUAACACGACAACUAAUAAUAAUUCCAUGAAUAACAAUAACAGUAAUAAUAAUAAUAGUAAUAACAGUAAUAUCCAAGAUAAUAGUAAUGAAAUGUAUCAUUAUCCAGAACUACCACAACUAAGUUACUCAUCAUUUUAG